UGUUUACUUGGAACAACAAGAAUGAAAGAAAUUGUAACAAUAACAAUAACAUAAGAGAAUUGUAAACAAACCAAUCAUCAUCUUCUUUGUUUUCAUCGUUUGUUGUUGAACAGUUUUUUUUUUGCUCUUGUUGUGAGAGAAUAAUUAAAAUUGUAAUUAUAUUGAAAGUAUAUUUUUUUCCCCUUUCUUCUUGAUUGUUUCAAUUGUGAGAUUAAAGAUUAAUUUUUAAUCAUCGUAACAAAAUCAACACCAAGUAAACAAAACAAUGGACACUCUUAGACAACAAGUGAUGAUCAACCAGUUUGUUGUGGUGACAGGAUGUAAUCAUGAUCAAGCUAAACAAUUGUUAAACAAUUCUAAUUGGCAAUUUCAACGAGCCUUGAGUAUCUUUUUCCAAGAAGUACCAAUUACAAGUCUGAACGGCAGCGGCGGUGGUGGUGGUGGUGGAGGAUUUCAUUCUGCUGAUCGUUUAUAUCCAUUAUCUACACCAGCUAAUACACCCGCUACUCCACCUAAUUUUCCGGAAACACUUUUAGCCUUCUCUAAAUUGUCAACCACCUCUGAAGUUGCUGCUACCAAAACAAAUUCCAAUAUAAACAAUAACAACAACAACAACAUCGUCAACAAUAAUAAUAAUAACAACAAUAGUACUACGAUAACCAACACAACAACAACAACAGGAACAAUUAACAAUAACAAUGUUACACAACAUCAUUUACCUCACCAUGGAAUCGCUAUACCUCAACAUCAACCCUACAGUCAUCAUCAUCGUCUUCAUCAGCCUCAUGUUAACCAUAACAAUUAGAAAUCAAGA
Messenger RNA from Panonychus citri (citrus red mite), 814 nucleotides. RefSeq names its product UBA-like domain-containing protein 1. The transcript has a single exon. Gene Ontology annotation, molecular function: protein binding. Lineage: Eukaryota; Metazoa; Arthropoda; Arachnida; Trombidiformes; Tetranychidae. Bases 266 to 805 code for a protein of 179 amino acids. The record is from RefSeq and is a predicted model, not a curated record.